Fusarium venenatum is the source of this 1482-nucleotide messenger RNA. Lineage: Eukaryota; Fungi; Ascomycota; Sordariomycetes; Hypocreales; Nectriaceae. The record is from RefSeq and is a predicted model, not a curated record.
AUGGGUCUUCUCCAACUGGACUCCAGAGCUUUUGCUCUUGUCGGUUUGCUGGUCUUUGCUGUAUAUGUUGUCACUACGCUUCGCCAAUGGGCACGUCUACGACACUUCCAGGGGCCCGCUUUCGCUGGCUUCUCCCAGUUGUGGCUUAUUUCCUGCGUUGGUGGUGGCCGAACUCAUCUUGACCUCUGGGAGGCAUGCAAGAAAUAUGGAGAUAUCGCACGUGUUGGGCCAAACGAUCUCAUCACAUCUGAUCCAGACUUGAUGAGGCACAUGCUCAAUGUUCGCACACGGUUUCAACGCUCAAGCUGGUACGAUGCCAUGCGACUAGAUCCCACCAAGGACAACGUACUGUCUCAGCGCAAUGACGAUUUGCAUGCUAGUACUCGUUCCAAAAUGGUCGCGGCGUAUUCCGGCAAAGAGGUCGACAACAUCGAAACGACCGUUGACACCAAUGUUGAACGUCUCAUCGAUCUACUGGAAACGAAGUAUAUUGCCAAUAAUAAGGCUUUUGACUUUGGCUACAAGGCGCAGUAUUUUACCCUUGAUGUUAUCUCUUCCCUCGCUUUUGGCGAGGAGUUUGGUGAUUUGGAAUCCGACUCUGAUGUCAACGGCUACAUCCAGGCAAUGGAGGAGAGCAUGCCUACUAUCAUCGUCACGACCGUCAUGCCUUGGAUGAUGAAACUACUGCAGCUACCUAUUUUCAAACCUAUGCUUCCCUCAGAAAAGGACAAGGUUGGUGUUGGAAAGGUCAUGGCUAUUGCUAAGAGAGUUGCGGCGGCGCGAUUCGGUCCCGAUGCCAAGGAACAAAGAGACAUGAUCGGCUCUUUUGUUGCCCGAGGACUACUCCAGCACGAAGUGGAAUCAGAAAUUCUCAUGCAAAUUCUAGCUGGAGCUGAUACUACAGCAACCGCUAUUCGAGCAACCAUGCUGUAUAUCCUCACUAACCCUCGAGUGAUUGAGAAAAUGCGAGCCGAAAUUGACCAAGCCAGACCUAGUCUACCUGUCAUUACAGACAGUGAAGCACGUGAUAUGCCAUAUCUGCAAGCUGUCGUCAAGGAAGGUCUUCGAAUUCACCCACCAGUCGUCGGUCUCAUGUCCAAGGAAGUUCCUGCCGGUGGCGAUACAUUCAAAGGAAAGUACUUGCCAGGCGGAACCAAAAUCGGGUAUUGUGCUUGGGGAAUAUUCCGCCGAAGGGAUAUCUGGGGUGACGAUGCUGAUGAAUUCCGUCCUGAACGCUGGCUAGACUGCUCUGAGGAUCAGCUUCGCUUGAUGGAAGGCACUCUUGAACUUGUCUUUGGGUAUGGACGAUGGCAAUGCCUGGGGAAGACCAUUGCACAAAUGGAAUUAAACAAAGUUUUUGUUGAGCUUGUCCGACGCUUUGAUCUCUCAGUGGUAGAUCCUAUCAAACCAUGGCAUUCAAUCAAUGUUGGAGUUUUCCUACAAUCUGAAUACUGGAUCCGAGGAUACAGACGGAAGAAUUGA